CCCGCCUGCAACGGAUUUGUGGGAUUGCAAACCAGACCUGUUGGGAGCGCUUUUCUGAUUUAACUUCCCCAAGUUCUGAUAUUCAGGAGCAUCUUUGUCGAACUAGACCACUGCAGUCAUCGGCAGCGAAGGUUGAGCGUUCAUUGCAGUUCACCCCGCCCCCGCACCCCGGUGCAUUACAGCUCGCGCGAGGUUUCUUGAACCGCACUCGGCUGGCCCCAACCAAUUGACCCCGAGCACCGAAAUCCCCUCCAAGAUGGCAUCUGGGCACAAUGAUCCGAAGUUACUCUACGCCAUCAAUGGCGUGUCGGCGUACCAUAUCGUUAAUGGCAAGGAGGAGCCACUCACUCCCGCCGGCCCGCAAACACUGUCGCUGCUGAUGGUGCCGACGACGUCCGCCUUUGCCGACCCCGCUAUCGACCCCGACGCCACGCCGGAGCAAGACUUCUACCUGCACCUCCACCUGCCGCCCGAGCUGGAUCUACCGCUCCCGGCCACAACACAGAUCUACCACCAGCCGCCGACCAGUUAUCUGAUCCCGCGAUGGGAUCUUGGACCCGAUAGCGGCGCGUUCACUAGAAUCGAGUUUCCCCAAGUAGAGAGCCGCAAGGGGAUCCAGGAGGAUGUCGACACGUUCGAGACGAUCCUGGCGCAAUGCACCGCCUUCCUCGAACGGGCGCCACCACCCAAGAUUGGGAAGGACGAGCAAUGGUGGGAAGGCGGUAGCGAGAGCCAGAAGAGCGCAGCGAGAAAGGCCGCAGAAGCGGCGGGCGACGCGCUCCCUGCAUAUAACCCGGCCGACUUCAAGCCUGGGGAGGGGUACGUGCGGGGCAGCCACAGCGGGGCCGCAAAGGGACAGAUUGUGCUCGUCGACGAGGAGGAUGGCAGCGUCAUAGGAGAAUUAGCCGAUGGAUAUCAGGUCGUCGAGGACAGCAAGCUGAAGCCGGGUUCGAAAGACCCGGUCGAGAUAACCCUCCCCGCCGCUGGCGGGCAGAAUAUCAACGUCGCCCCGAUUUCCCAGGAUUUGUACGCGGCAAACCUUCAUCCGGCGUACAAGAAGUCGUUUCUCGUGUCCAACGCCUCGGCGGCCUCGCGUCUCAUCAUUACUGGUUCCGACAUGCUCUCCAAGCUGCUCCAGAACCAGGCCGACAACUUCACCAAGAAAGUCCAGCCAGAUGCCAAGCCCCUCACGUUUAAGCCCACCACGCGCGAGCACAUCCGGCGCAUCAGCGCCUUCACCGGUAGCGCGGCAGCCCUCUCGGCCAAGACGGUUGGCCAGAUCACUAAGGUGGCUCAGAACUGGGGCGCCUCCCUCGGUGGUCACGGCAAAAACAAGGAUGGCUCCCCGCACAAGGGCUUCGACAAGGACGGCAAGCCGAUUCCGACAUAUAAGCCGGGCCUGCUCAACAAGAGCAUGAUGGCUUUCUCCACCGUCAUGGACGGCGUCGAGCAGGCCGGGCGCAACCUGCUGGCCUCGACGUCGGAAGCGGCGACCACGGUAGUGGGGCAUAAGUGGGGACCCGAAGCCGGUGAAGUGACCAGGAGCCUGGGUAGUGGGGUCAAGAACGUUGGAUUGGUCUACAUCGACGUCACGGGCGUGUCGCGGAGGGCCAUACUGAAGAGCGUGGCCAAGGGCAUGGUAGUCGGCAGGACGUCGACGGGAGACAACAUCAUUGUUGGGGGAGGCGAUGGAGGAGUCGCUACCCUGAACCGGGAGAGGCAGGACACGCAGUCGCUGAGCGGCAUGACGGUAGCUGAGGGAAAGCAGCCUGCAGGCUCGCUGAACGAAAAGUACAAGUGAUCCUGCUAGUUGUUUCGCAUAGUGUUGACCUUUGGGUUGGGAAACGGCGGGGUUAUGCUGUCUAAUCAGGGUGUUUCUCUUUCUUUUUAGAUUUUAGAAACUUCCUUUGCGAACCUUUUUUUGUUGCUUUGUGCCUGAACCCUCGCCCGCCUGAACGUUCGGUCUCAGACCCCUUCGCCUUUCAUCAGGGAGUUAUAGCUGGGGCCAAGUUGAGAGCUAUCACGUGAGCGCGUCAGAACCGCGUCACAAAACUGGGGAAGGACGCGUUAAGCCAUUCCUACACCCCACCUAACAAGUACAGUAGCAUCCGCUGCAAGGGCCCCGUCCUGCAUGCUGCACUGGCAACUUGCAAUUGACAUGAAUUUCGAGAG
Molecule: messenger RNA, 2172 nt
Organism: Thermothelomyces thermophilus ATCC 42464
Lineage: Eukaryota; Fungi; Ascomycota; Sordariomycetes; Sordariales; Chaetomiaceae
Exons: 3
Coding region: 257-1801 (514 amino acids)
Biological process (GO): cell division
Cellular component (GO): plasma membrane
Source: RefSeq, a predicted model, not a curated record